Molecule: messenger RNA, 1418 nt
Organism: Anopheles funestus (African malaria mosquito)
Lineage: Eukaryota; Metazoa; Arthropoda; Insecta; Diptera; Culicidae
Product: B-cell receptor-associated protein 31
Exons: 4
Coding region: 196-894 (232 amino acids)
Biological process (GO): endoplasmic reticulum to Golgi vesicle-mediated transport; intracellular protein transport
Cellular component (GO): endoplasmic reticulum membrane; endoplasmic reticulum
Source: RefSeq, a predicted model, not a curated record
GCAACACUGCGUACCAACAACAAAUCAAGGCCAACUUCGCAGUAAAAACGUUCUGUUAAAAUUUUCAGCUGUUGGACUGCGGUGAGUCAAACGCGUUCGUGAAUCAAUUGUUUCGUCGGCCAAAUACAGUGAUAUUUAUAGAUCGUGCCGUUCCCAUUCUGAAAUCUUGAUAAAGCGCAUUAUAGUUCUGCCAAAAUGACUCUCGUCUGGGGCAUUAUUGCAUCGUUUUUGUACGUGGAAAUAUUUGUGGUGCUUUUGCUCGUUCUACCACUCCGGAGCCCGCAGCAAUGGCAUCGAUUUUUCAAAUCCCGCUUCCUGGCCAUGCUGAGCCGCCAGGCCCAGACCUAUUUCUAUCUGUUACUGGCUGUACUAGUUCUGUUCCUGCUGGAAGCCAUCCGUGAAAUGCGUAAAUACUCGUCCAACGAUCACACACACACCGAAACACACUUGAAUGUGGAGAUGCAACACAGCAUGCGAUUGUUCCGGGCACAGCGAAACUUUUACAUUUCCGGCUUUGCCAUCUUCUUGUCGUUGGUGAUCCGGCGCUUGGUGUCACUUAUCAGUGGUCAGGCAGUGCUGCUGGCACAAGCUGAAGCUUCCAUGAAGCAAGCGCAAAGUGCAACCAGCGCCGCUCGCACCUUGAUGAAUCAGCAGAAGGAUGACGAUAAGAAAACCGAUGCCAAGGAUAAGCCGGCUGGUGGUGAUGCUCCGAAUACCGAUGAGCUGAAGAAGAAAAUUACCGAGCUUGAGCAAGAGCUGGCCAAGGAGCGCAAGGAUAAGGAAGCGAUGAAAUCACAAUCGGAAAGCCUGAACCGCGAAUAUGACCGCCUAACGGAAGAGUACAGCAAACUGCAGAAGAAAAUCACUAUUUCUAGUGCGGACAAGAGUGACUAAGGUGAUGGGCCCACGUUUUCCUGUUAAUCACCAUUAUUUUUAUUGUUUUUCAUUUACCGGUUUAUAGGGGUUUGUUUCUUUAUGCCAAUUUCAAAUGUGCGUACAUUUCUUUUCUACCAAUGAUGUUCAUCAGUCAUAUAAAUUUAAGUGUUUUUCACCAUACACAUAUACAUAUAUACUUUUCGACUAAUUCACGGUUUGCCUCAUAGAGCAGGGACCAGUUUUUUCUUACCCUAUGAAGAGCAAUUGCAUUUCUUUCGAAUUAAUAUUCAAUGCUUCAGUAAGCAACUUUAGGAGCGUUGGGUUUUACGGUGAACUUUACGAGCGAAAAUUUAAAGCAGUGAAAACUUCACUAUGCAGCAGAGGAAGGAAGAUAUCCUUUUCCAGACAGGGUGAUAUUAAACGAAAGUACUGAAUUUCGAGCGACAACACAAAUCUUAACUGUUUGCAACUAAACAAAAAAAUCUAUUGAAUGUAAGAAACCGAGACAAAAUAAAUGUUUAAUAACGAAACCUAGCAUUGAA